AUGCGUACUCAGUGCUUCCUCCUUGCGCUCUUUGCUUUCCUCGUUCCUCUGGUCGCAUCUGCUUUCAGAGGUCCAUCUGAAGAUCAGAUUGUAGGAGCUUGGGAAAUCAUCAAGGAUAUCGGCGACCCGCAUGUGCAAGAGAUCGCCAAGUGGGGGGUCUCGGAGUACAACCGGCAAUCCCACAAGGGGUUGGUGUUCCAGAGAGUGAUUUCGGGCCAGGAACAAUCAGUAGCUGGAUGGAAUUAUAAGCUUAUCACUAGUAUCAAGGAUGGAUCCUCCAUUGUGAACUAUGAGGUCUACGUCUAUGAGAGGGUUUGGGAGAAUUUUAGACAACUGAUCUCCUUUACUAGAAAGUAA
Molecule: messenger RNA, 357 nt
Organism: Fragaria vesca subsp. vesca
Lineage: Eukaryota; Viridiplantae; Streptophyta; Magnoliopsida; Rosales; Rosaceae
Product: cysteine proteinase inhibitor 8-like
Exons: 1
Coding region: 1-357 (118 amino acids)
Molecular function (GO): cysteine-type endopeptidase inhibitor activity
Source: RefSeq, a predicted model, not a curated record